AUGGAGCGGCAUCCGGAGGAACAGAGCGAUGAGCGGCUGCGCGGACCGGGGCAGGAAGCUGCCCUUCCCCCGCUGCAGUGUGAGCAGCCACCAGAGGGCGCCACCAUGAGACGAACGGAGGCGUACUGGCCUGUCCAAGGGGAGGAGAAGACCAGCGAGGACUACAAGAACCCCGAGGCUGAGGACAUCUUCACAAACACAGAUAUUACUCAUGAGGAGAGUGUGGCCCCGGAGUCCAGCUCUGGUUCUCUCCCUCACCGACUCCCUCCUCACACCCUCACCCACUCAACCCCUCACUCCCUAGAGCUGACUCUGAUAGUGCUGACUGUGAUAGAGCUGACUGUGAUAGAGCUGACUGUGAUAGAGCUGACUGUGAUAGUGCUGACUGUGAUAGAGCUGACUGUGAUAGAGCUGACUGUGAUAGAGCUGACUGUGAUAGUGCUGACUGUGAUAGAGCUGACUGUGAUAGAGCUGACUGUGAUAGAGCUGACUGUGAUAGUGCUGACUGUGAUAGAGCUGACUGUGAUAGAGCUGACUGUGAUAGAGCUGACUGUGAUAGAGCUGACUGUGAUAGUGCUGACUGUGAUAGUGCUGACUGUGAUAGUGCUGACUGUGAUAGUGCUGAAUGUGAUAGAGCUGACUGUGAUAGAGCUGACUGUGAUAGAGCUGAUAGAGCUGACUGUGAUAGAGCUGACUUUGAUAGAGCUGAUAGAGCUGACUGUGAUAGUGCUGACUGUGAUAGAGCUGACUGUGAUAGAGCUGACUGUGAUAGUGCUGACUGUGAUAGAGCUGACUGUGAUAGAGCUGACUGUGAUAGUGCUGACUGUGAUAGUGCUGAAUGUGAUAGAGCUGACUGUGAUAGAGCUGACUGUGAUAGAGCUGACUGUGAUAGAGCUGACUUUGAUAGAGCUGACUGUGAUAGAGCUGACUUUGAUAGAGCUGAUAGAGCUGACUGUGAUAGAGCUGACUGUGAUAGAGCUGACUGUGGUAGUGCUGACUGUGAUAGAGCUGACUGUGAUAGUGCUGACUGUGAUAGAGCUGACUGUGAUAGAGCUGACUGUGAUAGAGCUGACUGUGAUAGAGCUGACUGUGAUAGAGCUGACUGUGAUAGUGCUGACUGUGAUAGUGCUGACUGUGAUAGUGCUGACUGUGAUAGAGCUGACUGUGAUAGAGCUGACUGUGAUAGAGCUGAUAGAGCUGACUGUGAUAGAGCUGACUGUGAUUGAGCUGACUCUGGAGCUGACUCUCGGCUGUAAACAGUUCGUUGACUUCAGUCUCUGCUUGAAUCCAAGACAGAUGGGCUAA
Molecule: messenger RNA, 1305 nt
Organism: Knipowitschia caucasica
Lineage: Eukaryota; Metazoa; Chordata; Actinopteri; Gobiiformes; Gobiidae
Source: the annotation of a GenBank genome assembly